AUGGACUCGCUUAUCGAAGUGCAGAGGCAGACUCAUGAAGAGAUUGAAAGGUUUGAACGUGCCUUAGCAGUAGUCCUUGCCAAACCAUCGACCACUCAGCAGGCAAAACUCUCCAACGAACACAAGGCGUCCCAAGUCCUUGACCGUAUCUCCUCGCGAGUCCACACCCUUCAUAAUUUAUACCAGGACGAACCGGUACGAAAAGCAGAAAUUGAUGCUAUUUCAGGAUCAAAACCGGACGAUUUAUCAGAAUUCUAUGCGAGACUGGCAAAGAUCAAGGAGCACCAUUUGAAGUACCCUGACCAGCUUGUCGGAAGUUUUGAGCUGGAUCUUGCGGCAUUGGUUAAUGACAAUACAGGGGAAGCUGGUGAAGAUGACUACGAAGAAGAAGACCCCAUUUCUCUACUCUUUUCUGGCGAAGAGGCAUACGGCCGUUACCUUGAUUUGUACACGCACCACUCUGCAUACACUAACUUAAAGAACCUUAAGCGGCGACCGACUUACCUGCAAUAUCUCGACAUAUUGGCUAUGGCAGAGCAUGGAUUACUACAUCAGGAGGUUCCGAUAGAAACUCGACAUUCAAAAGAGUAUGAGAGUUAUAUUACCGGACUUCACUCGUACUUGCUUUCCUUUGCCAAAAAGUCCCAGCCCCUUGUUGACGUAACUGGUCAGCAAAGGGUUGCAGAGGCCGAAUUCGAGUCUCUAUGGGCGGACAGAAAGGUUGAAGGAUGGGAAGACCCUUCGGAUAGCAAGCUGAAUGGAGUCAAAACCGAAGAAGGCGAAGGUGUUUGGUGUAGUGCAUGUCAAAAACAAUAUUCCAAGCAAACUGUAUACGAUGCUCAUUUAACGUCGAAAAAACACAUCAAGGCGGCAGCACGACAAACGAACUCAGAUUCAACUCCCACAAAUCGGAAUGGAACCCUAGAAGUCGUUGCAGGUCAAAAUCAAAAGACCAAAGAAGCCAGGAUACGAAACGCCGCUCUCUACACCUUCCUUUCCACGUCACUUAUUUUAUCCCUGCUUUCAAUUGUGAACGAAACGAAAUCGAACGUUGAGCGGCGAUUCUCGUUAACGGCAAAAGAGCGUGAGGCUGAGCUUUUGGAGAAUGCCGCUCCUGCCCCCGCACCAGCUGCCAAAGGGGAAGAGAACGGUAAUGAGGAAGAAGAAGAGGAAGAACGGAUAUACAACCCCUUAAAAUUACCAUUAGGUUGGGACGGCAAACCUAUCCCGUACUGGUUGUACAAAUUGCAUGGACUCGGCGUUGAAUACCGAUGCGAAAUUUGCUCAGACCAUGUCUACAUGGGGAGGAAAAACUUUGAUCGUCAUUUCCAAGAAUCGCGUCAUGCAUUCGGCAUGCGGGCUUUGGGCCUGCCAAAUACCAAGCAUUUCCACGAAAUCACACGAAUAGAGGAUGCUUUAGCCCUGGCAGAGAAGUUGAAGCGUGAGGGCAAGCAAGAGAUCUUCCAACAAGAGACGAUGGAAGAGCUCGAGGAUGACGAAGGCAACGUCUACAACCGGAAGACAUACGACGACCUCAAGAAACAAGGUCUAAUCUAAGUUGCGCAUUGCAAUUGCAAGCGCAUCUGUAUCUUUCUCCGGCUCGCUCGCUUUAAUCUCCAGUAUCUCGUCACCUUUUGAGGCAUGUAUUGUCGAUUUUGCAAUUGGUCGUUUCUUCUUUUCUUCGAUGUAAUCAUUGUGGAGUCGGCUUCUUUCAGAGAGCAUAUGUGUCAG
Fomitiporia mediterranea MF3/22 is the source of this 1731-nucleotide messenger RNA. RefSeq lists its product as uncharacterized. Gene Ontology annotation, cellular component: spliceosomal complex. Lineage: Eukaryota; Fungi; Basidiomycota; Agaricomycetes; Hymenochaetales; Hymenochaetaceae. The transcript is spliced from 6 exons. Gene Ontology annotation, biological process: mRNA splicing, via spliceosome. Gene Ontology annotation, molecular function: RNA binding; zinc ion binding. The coding region runs from base 1 to 1557 and encodes 518 amino acids. The record is from RefSeq and is a predicted model, not a curated record.